AUGUCCUCUAACUUAGUCAUGUCAUUCCUGAGGGUGACGAAGCAGUACCUCCCUCACGUGGCCCGCCUGUGCCUGAUCAGCACCUUCCUGGAGGAUGGCAUCCGCAUGUGGUUCCAGUGGAGUGAACAGAGGGAUUACAUUGAUGGCACGUGGAACUGUGGCUAUUUCCUGGCCACCAUCUUUGUGUUCACAAAUCUCUUCGGACAGCUCAGCGGCUGUAUCCUGGUGCUGAGUAGGAACUUUGUGCAAUAUGCCUGCUUUGGACUGUUUGGAAUUAUAGCAUUACAGGUAGGAGGCUACAGCAUUCUAUGGGACCUGAAGUUCUUGAUGAGGAACCUUGCCCUUGGGGGAGGCUUACUGCUGCUUUUGGCUGAGUCACGCUCAGAGGGGAAGAGCAUGUUUGCUGGUGUCCCUACCAUGCGGGAAAGCUCUCCUAAGCAGUACAUGCAGCUGGGGGGCCGUGUGUUGCUGGUCCUCAUGUUCAUGACACUGCUACAUUUUGAUAUGAACUUCUUUUCUAUUCUGCAGAACAUUGUAGGCACAGCCCUGAUUAUCUUGGUGGCAAUUGGCUUCAAGACUAAGCUGGCUGCCUUGACUCUAGUCAUCUGGCUGUUUGGGAUCAACAUCUACUUCAAUGCCUUCUGGACCGUCCCAGCCUACAAGCCCAUGCACGACUUCCUCAAAUACGAUUUCUUCCAGACCAUGUCUGUAAUUGGAGGGCUCCUCCUCGUCGUUGCACUGGGCCCUGGUGGAGUCUCCAUGGAUGAGAAGAAAAAAGAGUGGUAACAGGAAUAGCAACACUUCUUGGGACAUAACAUAUUAAGUCCAGAACUGGUUCUCUAUGGAUUCAACAAAAACUGCCAGCAUUUUACACGUACAUGCCCCCUUCCUAUUAAAGGCACAGAUGUUUUGAAUUUGAUUUACAGUGGCACCAGUAAUAUAAUAGAUAAAAUCCUGUUUCUUCAAGGAAUGUUGCCUAGGCGUAUUCUAACUUCCUAGAUUUGGAACUAACCCAAGGAACCUGCAUUUUGCUGAUGCUUCAGUGAGUUACAGUUAGAACAGUUGCUGUCUUUUAUUGUCAGCAGUGUUUUAAAAUUUGAAGUACUGUGAGCAGAUACAACUGUAUCGUUCAGUGUGCUGUUGGAUUCUAGCUAUAACUAAAAAAGUGGAUCCCCUUUCUUGCCCUCAUCAAAACUGUCUUGUGCAUAAGGAGCUCUGUUGCUGGUUAUAGCAUUGCUUAUCAAGGUGGAAGGCAGCAUAAAAAAAAAACCCCUUAUUUUGCUGCUCAGAGGCCUGUAAUUCCAUUUUGUUUAACAACAGGGGAGGUCUUUCCUGCCCCCAAAAAGAAAACCCUGGAAGUAGUUGUACCCCCCUCUAGGUAAGAAAAGGGAGGAGUCUUUCUAACAUAUCUCAAGUUCUGCUCGAGGGGAACAAGGGAGAACCCUGUAUUGCUCAUAAGAUUUCCAGAAGGAAGUGGGGGGACAUUCUCCUAAAGAGACAGAAU
Molecule: messenger RNA, 1504 nt
Organism: Pterocles gutturalis (yellow-throated sandgrouse)
Lineage: Eukaryota; Metazoa; Chordata; Aves; Pterocliformes; Pteroclidae
Gene: SURF4
Product: surfeit 4
Exons: 6
Coding region: 1-786 (261 amino acids)
Biological process (GO): Golgi organization
Cellular component (GO): membrane; endoplasmic reticulum; endoplasmic reticulum-Golgi intermediate compartment
Source: RefSeq, a predicted model, not a curated record